AUUGAACAGUUCAAUGUCGGGUGUAGGUGGCCAGGAUUUGGAAAGCCUGUCAUCCAGAACCCCUGAUUUGAACAACUGGCUUAGCGCCGUGAUUACGUAUCAGGACAAUUGCAUUGACGGCUUCCCCGACGGAGAAGAGAAAACUGCAAUCCAGAAAUCCCUCAAGGUCGCCGAGGAGAUUUCCAGCAACGCUCUCGCCAUCGUCUCUCAGCUCUCCUCCGCGCUUUCUAGCUUCAAAAUCCCCGAUUUGGACCUAGGUGGGCGGCACCUCCUCGCCGAGGACGACGAGGAGUUUCCGGAAUGGAUGGAUCAUGAGGAACGCAGGAUGCUGAAGGUUGAAGCCCCCAAACAGCCCGCCAAUGCCACCGUUGCCAAGGAUGGCAGUGGAAAUUUCACAACCAUUAAUGCAGCUUUAGCCGCCAUUCCUGAGAAGUACGAAGGGCGGUAUGUAAUUUUUGUGAAGGAAGGAAUAUAUGAAGAAAAUGUAGUGGUCACUAAGAAAAUGGUGAACCUGACAAUAUAUGGAGUUGGGUCUAAGAAAACUAUCGUUACAGGGAGCAAAAAUUACGUGGAUGGAGUGUCAACAUAUCAAACUGCAACAUUUGCUGUGAUGGGAGAUGGAUUCUUGGGCCAAUCGAUCGGAUUCCGGAACACGGCGGGACCGGAGAAGCACCAAGCGGUGGCGCUCAGAGUCCAAGCUGACCGGGCAAUAUUCCUCAGCUGCCGCAUGGAGGCGUACCAAGACACCCUCUACGUCCAAGCCCACCGCCAAUUCUACCGCGGCUGCUACAUCACCGGCACGGUGGACUUCAUCUUCGGGAACGCCGCUGCCGUCUUCCAGAACUGCAUGAUCUACGCCCGGAAGCCGAUGGAGAACCAGCAGAACAUCGUGACGGCGCAGGGGAGGACCGACAAGCGGCAGACCACCGGAAUCGUUCUUCAGAACUGCAAGAUUCUCGCCGACGACACCCUCGAGCCGGAGAAGGCGAAGACCAAGAGCUAUCUGGGCCGCCCGUGGAAGGAGUACUCAAGAACGGUGGUAAUGGAGUCGGAAAUCGGCGACUUCAUCGACCCGGAAGGGUGGAUGCCGUGGAGUGGCGACUUUGCUCUGGCGACUCUGUAUUACGCUGAGUACGGAAACUCCGGCAAGGGGGCGGCGGUUACUUCCAGAGUGAAGUGGGAAGGCUAUAAAGGCGAGAUAAAGAAGGAGGAAGCCAUGGAAUAUACCAUCGGUCCAUUCUUGCAAGGGGAAACUUGGCUUAAAGCCGCCGAAUGUCCGGCUCGUUUUGGCCUCUCCGACUAAUCCGAUCAUACUAUGUUUUUUUAAUUGCAGUAAUUUGCUGUAAUUAUUUGAGUUCCAAUGUUAAUUUUCAUUUUCAUGCUGCCUAUACUAGGAAAUUAUAGAAUGCAUAUACUUAACUUAAAAAUUGUCAUGGCUAAUUUUUUCCUUGUAAUUUUUAUAAAUCUGUAAUUGUCCAUGUUUAAUCAUAUACGAAGUAUAUAGCAGAGUAGUAAAAAGGGAACGAAGAAGAGAGAAAAACAAUUAUUGUGAAAUUCUAAACCC
Messenger RNA from Cuscuta europaea, 1564 nucleotides. The record is from the annotation of a GenBank genome assembly. NCBI's taxonomy places the organism in Eukaryota, Viridiplantae, Streptophyta, Magnoliopsida, Solanales, Convolvulaceae.